CAGUACGAUUUCUAAGUUUGGAUUGACAGUAGCGAGAAAGUCAUUCAGACUUGCGCUUUUAAUGUGCUGCUGUAAAUAGUAAAUAACGAAGUCGGUGUUAACACUGUUGUCUUAACUAAGUGAAUCAAGAUUAAAAUUUGUUGUUUGAAAAACAUUAAAAGAAACGGAAAGCACACGAAAAUAAACAAAAAAUUAUUAAUUUUGUCGUAAAAUACUGUGUGAACUUAAAGGCUGUGACCAAUUAUUGUGACUCAUAGUUGUUAUCAGGUAAAAAACGAUUAAAAUUUAUCGUGUUUUCCGUUCGAUGAUUUAUACCCGUACCUUUGUGUGACGCUGCUGUAUACCUGAAAGUGUCGAUAUAUAUUUCGUGUUAUCAAAAAAAAAAAGCUGAAAUUUGUUGAGGCAUGGCGUAUUUGAAUGGCAAAAUAAUCUUCGGAAAAUUGAAGGGUUUUCCACCAUUGCAUGGUGAUGCGAAAAUUCAAACACAAUGUUUUAUUGACGGUGCGAGGGAAAUCGUUUCAUUGAUUGAGGAUUUUGGUGCUCUUUUUAUGCCAGUCGUUUAUGAUAUGGGCGGCAAUAUUGAGAAAAUCAACAAAAUUUUUAUAGAACGAUCGCUCCAGAGUCCUUACUUGGAAGACCUACUGCGUCACGAAUUGGAACACACGAAACAGAGUGCAAUAUUUGAUUCCCUGCUCUGGCUGAAAAGAGCCUUAGAACUGAUUGAGGUGUUUUUCCGUAAGGUCGCCUACGACGAAACAUUGCAGGAAAGACUGAAAUACUAUUUAAAGGAGGCAUACGAAGUGACAUUGAAACCAUACCAUGGCAUUAUUGUACAGACAGCAUUCUCGGUGGUCUACCGAUUUAUUUCCGAUCGAUCUGUACUGAUCGGUAAAGAUGAUGAAAAUUUGAAAGACUUGAAGACGUUCUUGGAUCCAUUUCGAGCGCAUUUGGACGGAAUAAAUGCAUUUUAUUCGAAGCAUAAUUUAGACCAUCAAUAUAAGAUCAACAGCAUUUGAAUGUGAAUGAGAUAAUAAAUUUAAUUAAAAAGU
Molecule: messenger RNA, 1049 nt
Organism: Bradysia coprophila
Lineage: Eukaryota; Metazoa; Arthropoda; Insecta; Diptera; Sciaridae
Product: glycolipid transfer protein
Biological process (GO): ceramide transport; intermembrane lipid transfer
Cellular component (GO): cytosol; cytoplasm; membrane
Molecular function (GO): ceramide 1-phosphate binding; ceramide 1-phosphate transfer activity
Source: RefSeq, a predicted model, not a curated record